GAUUGGACAGAGGUACGUUGCGAAUGGCGGAGACACUGAGGCAAGUGCUAAACCGGGGUACCGCUGCCGGGACUGGAGAGGCGAACACGGCUGAGGCCGGACCGCCUUUGUUGUUACUAGGCGCUCCAGGUUCUGGAAAAACAACGCUGCUAUUUGCGGCGGCCCUGGAAGCAGCAGGAGAGGGCCGAGGUCCUGUUCUCUUCAUAACUCGGAGGCCUCUUCAAAGCCUGCCCCGUGGUAUUGCACGGACACUCGACCCUUUGCGGCUCCAGAAGAUUCGCUUCCAGUACCCACCCUCAACGAGAGAGCUGCUUCGGGUCCUAUGCUCUGCCCAUGAGGUCAUGGGGCCGGUGCCCUCCCUUCUGCUGCUCGACUGCCUGGAGGAGUACCUAGCGGAAGACCCUGGAUGCCAGGAGGCCACCUACCUGGCCGCCUUGCUUCUGGAUACAGCUGCCCACUUCAGCCACCGAGCUGGUCCCAGCCGGCCCUGCGGGCUCAUGGUGGCCCUGCAGACCCAGGAGCAAGCAGACAGCGGGGAGGCCCUGCAGCGGGCUUUGGUGCAGCGGUAUUUCCCUGCGCAGUGCUGGCUGCAGGCAGACGCAGCAGGCCCGGGAGAGCAUGGGUUCCAAGUCUGCCUGGAGCCAGGCGGCCCGGGCCCCAGGGAAGAGUGGCGGGUGACUUUCCAACCGGAUGGAGAGAUGACAAUCACCCCCUGGCUUACCCACACGAAGGAGCCCAGCCAAGACAAGAGUUCAAGCUCUAGGGGUCAGCUCUGAGCUGCAGGGUGGCAGCCUCUCUCUGCCUGUUUCCCCUGGCUGGAAUACUUCUUUCAGGGCCAGAUGCAGAACCAAGACCUAAGGAACAUAGAGUGCUUUUCUCCUCAAAAGCUAGCAUUAUAGGGGUUGGGGGUGCAGCUCAGGGGUGAGUGGUUGCCUAGCCAGUGUGAGGCUGUGGGUUCCAUCCCCAGCACAACAAAAACAAAACUUGCAUCAUUGUAUAUAAAUUAUGGCCAAGCAACUUUUUUUUACUGUUUUGAACUAUAUAAAGAGUUUUGUUAUAAAUAUGA
Messenger RNA from Heterocephalus glaber (naked mole-rat), 1066 nucleotides. It is a transcript of the gene Swsap1, whose product is annotated as SWIM-type zinc finger 7 associated protein 1. Gene Ontology annotation, molecular function: single-stranded DNA binding. The record is from RefSeq and is a predicted model, not a curated record. Gene Ontology annotation, biological process: double-strand break repair via homologous recombination. NCBI's taxonomy places the organism in Eukaryota, Metazoa, Chordata, Mammalia, Rodentia, Bathyergidae. Gene Ontology annotation, cellular component: Shu complex.